AUGCGUACUUACGACGACGCCUUCAGCGGCCAGAAGAUCUACCCUGGCAAGGGCAAGCUAUUCGUCCGUGGCGACAGCAAGAUCUUCCGCUUCCAGCGUGGAAAGUCCGAGUCCCUUUUCCUUCAGCGCAAGAACCCCCGCCGCAUCGCAUGGACUGUUCUCUUCCGUCGCCAGCACCGCAAGGGUAUCUCUGAGGAGGUCGCCAAGAAGCGCACCCGCCGUGUUGUCAAGAACCAGCGUGGCAUCGUCGGUGCUUCCCUCGAUGUGAUUAAGGAGCGCCGCUCCCAACGCCCCGAGGCUCGUGAGGCUGCUCGCAAGCAGGCCAUCAAGGACGCCAAGGAGAAGAAGGCUGCUUCCGCCAGCGCCAAGAAGGCCGAGAAGGCUAAGAUCGCCGCCUCUAAGGGCGGUGCCCAGCGCAUCCAGAGCAAGCAGGGUGCUAAGGGCUCUGCUCCCAAGGUCGCCGCCAAGUCCCGCUAA
This is a messenger RNA of Penicillium roqueforti, 477 nucleotides long. Its product is annotated as 60S ribosomal protein eL24. Lineage: Eukaryota; Fungi; Ascomycota; Eurotiomycetes; Eurotiales; Aspergillaceae. Gene Ontology annotation, molecular function: mRNA binding; structural constituent of ribosome. Gene Ontology annotation, biological process: cytoplasmic translation. The transcript is spliced from 3 exons. Gene Ontology annotation, cellular component: cytosolic large ribosomal subunit. The coding region runs from base 1 to 477 and encodes 158 amino acids. The record is from RefSeq and is a predicted model, not a curated record.